AUGAAGCAUAGUAGCGAUACACGGGAACAUGCUAUAGCCACGGAUCUGUAUCGAAUAUGGGAAAGUCAGUUGACGACGUCGACAACAGCAUCUUACUGUUCCACACCUAAGGAGGCUCGUGUGCCUGUUGCUCGUCGUAUGUUUAUGUCAUCCAGUAAUAAAAGUGUUCCGCCUACAUCUCUAUCCUCAUCCAUAUCAGCAGUUGAUGUAGUCGCUAUAAAUAAAUGUCGUUGGCAUACAUCUGGUUUACACUUAGCCGCUGCUGAUGAUAUUAGUCGUGUCACUAUAUGCAAUGUUCACGAAAGUCUUUCACAACCAAACACUGAAGAUUGGUCAAUAUUUGCACAUGUGCUAGCUGAUUUUAAACACUAUGAAAUGGAGCCUGAGAUGAUCGAUUCUGAACAUCAACAACAACAACAUUUUUGA
Molecule: messenger RNA, 426 nt
Organism: Trichobilharzia regenti
Lineage: Eukaryota; Metazoa; Platyhelminthes; Trematoda; Strigeidida; Schistosomatidae
Source: the annotation of a GenBank genome assembly